CUUUUCCUUCCAUCUUCCAGCCAAGUACGUCCGUUCAUCUUCUCUUAUCAAUGACGCAGCCCAUCUCGUAGUCGUACGUCCGUUCCAUCUUCCAGCCUUUUCCUUCAUCUUCCAGCCGUACGUCCGCUCCAUCUCGCUCAAGGGUUCAUGCUCCGAACCACCAUCUUCCUCCACCAACUGGUCUGGUCCGACGGCGGUGAAGGGUGACGAAGUCCAACAGCAAGGCCUUCAACUCCGUCGUCGCCUCUACCGCUCCCUUCCUCCGCUGCCAGGUUUAGUCCCCGCCCUCGUCAUCGGAAAUCCUUUGAUUUUCUUCUCCUUUCUUCUGUUCCUAAAAAUCCGCUACUAGCGUCUGGGAUUUUAGAUUUGGAACUCCUGGAUCAUUUUCUUCUCACCGGCGUCUGGGAUUUCAGAUUGGGGGUCGGUGGCGGUGCAAAAAUGAUUGGGAAAGCUGGGGAAGAGGUUGGGCAGGUUCGUUCGGGAAUUGGACUAAUAAGGACGGUGACAAGGUGGGGGAUAGGUGAUGAUAGGUGUUGCAAUGGCUUAGCCAUCGUUGCUGGUAGGCUUGGCCCCGUUUGGGGCAGGGAGGGUGCUGAAUUGGGGCUGAACCGGUGGGGGCUAUUGCUGCCUAGGUGGGCUGGGGGGAUAGGGUGUGGCGGUGGCCGGAAGGGGCAACAGCAGUGGUCACAGGCGGCAAUUGCCAAAUUAGGCGGAGCGGGACUGCGUCGGUUAUGGAUUGGUGGUGCUUAGAGGAGAGAUUGGGAUAGGGGUGGGUUCGCUGACCGGAGUCACUGGCGGCGGUUGUCACUUGGCCGUGUCACUUGCGGCGAUGUCAUUGAGGCAGUGUCAUCGGUGAUUGUGUCACUAAGGCGGUGUCACCAGUGGCGAUGUCACUAAGGCGGUGUCACUGUGGCUAAAGGUUGGGGCGGAGACGUCACAACGGAGGUGUCAUUGUGAUCAGCGACGCCAGAGAUGUCACUGCGGAGAUUAGAAGCGAAAAUGUCACUACAGAAAUGUCACUGCGGAGAUGUCAUUGUAUAUUGGUCACAUUUUUGUCCAAAUAUAAAUGUGGUCACUUUUUUGGAAAUCAACUUUAAUUUAGUAAUAUUAAGGGAAUAACCCCAUAUAAUAACACAAAUUAUACUUUGUGACGGCACAAUCACUAAUGCGGUGUAACACCCCUAAAUUUCCCGCCCAAAACAUUGAUAUAUUUAAAAGAAAUACUUUAUU
This is a messenger RNA of Cuscuta europaea, 1230 nucleotides long. NCBI's taxonomy places the organism in Eukaryota, Viridiplantae, Streptophyta, Magnoliopsida, Solanales, Convolvulaceae. The record is from the annotation of a GenBank genome assembly.